This is a messenger RNA of Diatraea saccharalis (sugarcane borer), 1233 nucleotides long. The record is from the annotation of a GenBank genome assembly. NCBI's taxonomy places the organism in Eukaryota, Metazoa, Arthropoda, Insecta, Lepidoptera, Crambidae.
AUGGCGAUGCCUGAGCAGUUUUCAUUGCGAUGGAAUGACUUCCAUUCGAAUCUAUCACAAUCGUUCCACGCACUCUUAGAAGGCGAAGAUCUGGUGGAUGUGACGCUAGCUGCUGGUGGCCAGUAUGUUCACGCACAUAAACUCAUACUCUCUGUAUGCAGUCCAUAUUUCAAAGAACUCUUCAAGAUGAAUCCAUGUGACCAUCCAAUCGUAAUUCUGAAGGAUGUGGCACAUCAAGAGCUCAGACAACUACUUCAAUUUAUGUACCGUGGUGAAGUUCAUGUUCGUCAACAAGAACUUUCUGGCUUCUUGCAUAGUGCUGAACUACUACAAGUCAAGGGCUUGACUGGUGGUCGUGAGCGUAGUGAAUCUCCUCCACCAGUGUUGGAAGAUCCUCCAAAACCAAAGUCUGUAGUGCAAGAGCCAUCUAGCGAUAGCCAACAGGAAUGGGUGCCCGGUGGAGAGGACACCAUUGCAACGGAGACACCAGCUGAGCCUAAUGCUGCAAAUGUAAAAGAAGAAGCUGCCAGAAGCCCACUCAAACGGUCUGUAUUGUUGAAAAAUACUCCGAAUAAAAAUAGCUAUAAUGUGAAGAAAAAGCCACGGCCAGCUACUAACGAUAGUCCAACGCACCCUGAGAACUUCGAAUUUUCUUACGACAAUGAACCCCUAAUUGACUUCGACAACGAUCUAUUUCAUAGUGUGAUGGUAUUACCAGAGUCUGCUACUGAAUCAGGUUGGAAUACUAAAACUGGCAGAGUGAAGUUACGUGGAGUAAAGUGCCCGUCUUGCCACCGGUUCUUUGCUAACCGAUAUAACCUGAAGGUGCACAUUAGAGAUAAACACGAUCAGCGGGAGGGGACACUUCAGUGCGACAUUUGCCAGAAACGUAUGAGGAACCCGUCGUGCUUACGCGUUCACAUGUAUCACCAUCGCAAACAAGCUGCUUACCUCGCGCAGAUCAGCAACCAAGGCGACCAAAUGAAACACGUGGUGCAGAGUAUGGUGAAAUGGCGUAGUGAAGGAUUAAUUGGCAAUGCUGAUGCGAAGGAAGGCGAAAAGGUACCUAACAUGGCAAUAUGGCGUACCGAGGGGUCGAUUGGAAACAUAGAUUGCAAGGAUUUUGAUAACUUACCACCACCGGGCACUGCUGAAUCAACCGCCAAUGUGGACGGCGAAGUAGCAAACACCGAACUCGUUGCCAAAGCGGAAUCCGAGCCGCCGACGGUAUGA